Pogona vitticeps (central bearded dragon) is the source of this 1741-nucleotide messenger RNA. RefSeq lists its product as uncharacterized. NCBI's taxonomy places the organism in Eukaryota, Metazoa, Chordata, Lepidosauria, Squamata, Agamidae. The record is from RefSeq and is a predicted model, not a curated record. Gene Ontology annotation, molecular function: 8-oxo-dGDP phosphatase activity.
GUACUGGUUAACUUUAGUAAUGUGCUUUAAUUAGCUAUAGAAUUCACCCUUCCAUGAGUAGACUCUGUAAUUUAUCCCAUAAUUUUGGUGUAACAUGGAAUCAGAUGAGGCUUUUCAAUGGACAAAAGGUACAAGCGGCUUCCUACCUUUCAGCUAUGAUCCUUUUCCCACAAGAUUCGUCAGGUCAGCUGUAGCUCUACUGUCGAGCAAUGCACUUUCAGUCCAGUCUGUUUGUCUCCACUUAUAUUGGAUUCAUAGAGCCAGACUGAAGUUUCAAGCAGAGGAAUGCUUGAAACUUACCAACCGCGGAUAAGGAGCUGAUGGAGGGAUACUUAGGUCUGAUCCUAUCAUAGGAUCAUGGAGUUGGAAGGGGCCUAUAAAAGGCCACCGAGUCCAGUCCCCUGCUCAGUGCAGGAAUAUACAUCAGAGGAGCUUCUUAUGCUCACUGCAGUAAGAACACUUGAUCAGAGGGGCCUCAGGGAUGGUAGAGGCACUUCAAGACAGCAGAGACAUAAGGCACCUCUUCAGCGAGCAGUCAUUUCCACUUGGCUGUCGUUCAGAGAGAUUAGACUGUUUGUGUGUCUGGAUCUCCUUCUAGGCUCCUCCAAGGCUCUGUGCCUGCCGCUUAGGGUUGCCGGACAACAGGUAGGCCAUGUGCCACAGGCGGUAGCCAAACGUCUCUGCCAGUAUCCAUCUGUUUUCUCAGUGUCUCAAGGGAAAGAGGCACCUGCUUAUAUGGAGCUGAACGUGCAGCUGGCAUCCUGGGAACAACGGACAGCUGCGGUGCAAGAGGUCCUCCAGGAACUGAGGGACCAGCAGGCCUUCCCCUGCUUAAAAGAGUGGAGGGAGGAGCUGUAUAGUGUGAGGCCCUAUUUUUGUGACACACCUCUCUUCAGCAUGGAGCGUGCAGCCACCCCGUUGUUAGGAGUGAAGCGCUAUGGUGCCCAUCUAAAUGGCUAUAUUUGGCAAAAUGGUCAGAUGUAUAUGUGGCUGGCUCGAAUAGCUUCGAACAAACCCACGUACCCUGGCUUACUGGAUAACCUGGCUGCUGGCGGCAUUGCAACAGGACUGGGUGUCACAGAGACACUAAUAAAGGAGUGCCAAGAAGAGGCUUGCAUCCCUCCCUCCCUCGCCGUGCAGGCCAAACCUGUUGGAACCAUCAGCUACACCUAUGAGGGGGCACAUGGAGGCAUCUACCCUGAAUGCCAGUUUGUCUUUGACCUGGAGCUGCCUGAAGAUUUUGUGCCCCAAGUGGGAGAUGGAGAGGUGCAGGAGUUCUACCUUUGGCCCCUUGAAAAGGUGAAAGAGGCCAUUGGAUCUUCAGAUUUUAAGCCCAACUGUGCAAUGGUGGCACUGGAUUUCCUUAUCAGGCACGGUUAUAUACAACCUGAUGAAGAACCUCAUUAUGUAGAGCUGGUGGAAGGGCUACACCGAACACUUUAAAAGCACUGGCUGUUUUGUUGACACCAAGCUCUGUGGUUUUGGCCAGGCCAGGCCUUUCUCAAGAUGGACACUACAGAUGGGUGCCAAAAGGAGAGACUGUGACAGAAUCUGCUUUGACUCAACAGGAAAGUGGCUGCCUGUUUUAAGCCAGUCCUCCAUGGAGGGUUGUAGCUUAAGGGAUUACUCAUGGUAUGCCAAGUGAGAGUGCUUCUGUACCAUAUUUACACACAGGGACACAAGCACACCAUAGAGUGUGCUGCCAGUGACCUUAACCAUAAAAAUAAAUAAAUCUCUCAUC